AGCUGAUCUGAGAGCAGCAGCAGGCUGUGGACACACUGAGGACAGAUCAGAGGACACACUGAGGACAGAUCAGAGGACACACUGAGGACAGAUCAGAGGACACACUGAGGACAGAUCAGAGGACAGAUCAGGGGACGGACCGGGACCGGAAGACGCUGGUUUGUCUCUGCUCUGAUGGCCGGUGUGUGUGAGCUGCUUCCUGCGGAGCUGCUGCUGCUGCUGCUGUGAAGUUUGAGCCUCAGCCUGUCUCACCCUCCUGGAUCUGUUGUUGGACUGUUGUGACGACAGGAUGGUGCUGGACAAGGAGGACAGUGUGUCUCUGGUGUCCCUCCAGUCCAGGGAGAAGUCGCGGGGCUGCGCCGGCUGUAACGGGAAGAUCCGGGACCGUUUCAUGCUGCAGGCGCUGGACAGGUUCUGGCACGAGGACUGUCUGAAGUGCGCCUGCUGUGACUGCCGCCUGGGCCGGGUGGGCUCCACCCUCUACACCCGCGCCAACCUCAUCCUCUGCCGCAGGGACUACCUCAGGCUCUUUGGGGUGACGGGGAACUGUGCAGCCUGCAGUAAGCUGAUCCCUGCCUUUGAGAUGGUGAUGAGAGCCAGAGACAACGUCUACCAUUUAGACUGCUUCGCCUGUCAGCUCUGCCGCCAGAGAUUUUGCGUGGGAGACAAGUUUUUCCUCAAGAACAACAUGAUCCUGUGCCAGCUGGACUACGAAGGAGGCCAUCUUAACGGCAGCGCGGAGAGGCCGCCUCAAUAAGAGAAACAUCCAGAGGACCGGACCAACAUGUUGUUCACUGAGUCCAGAGCUCAGAGCUGAAGCGUCUUUAAGAGUCGUCUACUGAGUAUUUAGUUUGGAUUGUGUUAAAAUGGGAGUCGACUUCAGAAAUGUGGCUCCACUGAAGCUUUUCUGGCUCCCAGAUGCUCGAACUCUAAACUCUGCUCUCAGGACCCAAAUAACUCUGUGGAUGUUGGACUGUUUAUAGAUUUAUUUAAACUUUAGUCAAAGACUUAUAAAUGUGACCGCUGCUUUUUACAUGUGUAUUUUUCUUGGUUCUCGUCCUGCUUGAUUUAGACUGUAACUUGUUUUACACAACCUUCAUGACCCCAGGUCUGAACUGGGACUGAACUGAAAGACAUUUCUUUGGUUUGUUGCAGCUGAGAUGAGUUCUCUUUCUAUUAUAGUUAAUAAUGUUCUUUGACUUCCUCUGGUGACACUCUUAAUUUCUUGUUCAUGUGGCGUUAGAAACAACACGAGUAUAUUUAGAACCAGUCCACACAGACAGGGUAUUUUAAAAACAGGAUUUUCCUCCUUAGUACUGAAAAACUCUUGGUCCAAAUGAAAAUGCACAACACAGUCGAAGCACUGUCAGGAGCACGGUGAUAUAACUCAAACCUUAAGGCCAUGCAAAGGAGAAGGACGAAGAAGAAGAAGAAGAGGAAGAAGAAGAAGAAGACCGAUCUGAAGCCAGACCAAAAGCGUUUCCCAGAGGCCACCUGUAGCUGUGACCCUCACCUCAGUGGGGGAAGAACUGUACCUGACAACAUGGUGAGGACCCUGUAAAAACAGGGCUGCCGACAGAACAACCUACAGGCUGAAAAAGUUGAGCUGUGACUCAGACUUGGAGCGAGCAAUAAGACAUGGUGUUUUGUUCUUUGACUGAAUUGUUGCAAAGAUCUACAACCUAUGAAACAACUUGUGAACGCACCUCAGGAAAGCUCAGAGUCCAUCUCACAGGACUCUCCUGAUGCUGAUCUGUUUUCUGAUAGUCAGAGUUGAUGUGUCGUAUCUUUGGAAACAAUAAAUGAAUAUGAUCCUUUGUGCACUCGGGUUCUGAUCUCAGACCGACCAAACUCCCCUCCGGAUCAGAAAACAGAGCAGCUCUCCUCCCAUAGCGCUUUCACACCGCUGGGCACUGGCACGGUUCUGGUUACUGAACCCAAUUUUGAACUGGCUGGCGCAAACCUGAAAAGUCGGUUCCCAGUGGAACCAAAAAAUAGUUGGUUUUUCCUUGCGAACUGUGACAUCAUAAGUGGGCGUGUGAAGACCAUAGAUAUCUAUAAAAACACGAGCAUAUACUUUUUACAUACCAUUCGCCUUAUACGUGAUCAUCUUCUACGUCUUCUCAUCAUCAACAGUUGGUGCAUGCUGGAUUGUUGGAUGAAAACAAAUAACUGGAGUAACAAAGCAAAAGCUUGCAGAUAAUCUCCAUACGAUCUGUCAUUUUGCCGGCUGCUGUGUUUAUUUCCGCCUGAGUGACGCGGAGUAACGUCCUUCCACUUUGCUUCUGCUUAAACUGGUGUGGACACGGGCUGGUUCGCCAGACAGCACCGAGGUUCAGAGACUCCAGAACGGAGCCAGAGCCGGAACCAGAACCGUGCCGGUGCCCUGCCGGUGUGAAACACAGCAGCAGCGCUAACAUCCAGUGACCCAGGAUGAUUGUGAUUGGUUUAGAGGAACAAAAACAAGUCAGAGUGUUUUGUUCCCACUGCAGCAGAAACAUAAUGUGAUUCCAGAUCUUUAUGUAAUGUUGACAUGAACAGUGCAGUGAGUCUGAGACCAGUGAUCAGUGAUGCACACAGUGUUUCCAGUCAUUGAAGGCUCCCUGGGGCCGGUCAGGACCUUCGCUCUACUGCGUCCACUUUAAUUCAAGAUGAUUCAACCUGAUAUAAUCAAAAGGUCUCAUUAAAAUCUGAAUGACAUAAACAUUCAGAGUGAAACAAACAGGAAACAAGAAGAACAAACAGGAAACAGUUUCUGUAGUUCGGCCGAGAUCAAUGAGAACGUCUGAGAUAUAUACGUAAUAAAGACUUUCCACACACUUCUAAAAUGCUGUUUCCUCUCACACACCGUCACGCUUUGGUUCGGUUUUAUAACAAGACCUUGUCGUAUUCUGAUCAUCUUAUUUCCUCUGAAAUAUAAUAAAAAUUAUUGAUUGAUUUAUUGUGUUUUUCCAAAAGUGAAAAUGUGUUUUCAUAUUAAACAGAGUCUGGGAUCAGAAGUUAAACCACAGUUUAUUAACUGUUAUUAGAGGACAUGAAUCUGAUCACAUGUUUUUAUUGAACA
This is a messenger RNA of Epinephelus lanceolatus (giant grouper), 3064 nucleotides long. The record is from RefSeq and is a predicted model, not a curated record. Lineage: Eukaryota; Metazoa; Chordata; Actinopteri; Perciformes; Serranidae.